Styela clava is the source of this 3518-nucleotide messenger RNA. Lineage: Eukaryota; Metazoa; Chordata; Ascidiacea; Stolidobranchia; Styelidae. The record is from RefSeq and is a predicted model, not a curated record.
AGGCCUAUGUGUUUUGUGUGAAUGCAAUAUUCAAGAGACAUUUAUGUCAUUUAUUUUUGAAAUGUCAAUGGGCUUUUGAUUUCUGGCAAUGGUGCUGCAUAGAAAAUAAUCAAAAUACAAUAUUGGCAAAUGAUUCGAAAUGCAAAUCUAAAUUAAUCAAAUGAAAUGAUAUGCGGAAUAUCAACAAUUUGGGAAUAUCGAAAUUCAGUAAAAUAUGAUGAAAUAGUUUAAAGUAAAAGUACUAUGCGCUCAAUAUUCACAGAUUCCAGGAUUCAAAUGCAAACUGAUAGUAGUUUUAAAUUUAUUGAUAACAAGUGAAAGAAAUGAUUUAUUAUUGGGUACUCCUGAAGUAUGCGCUCCAAGAUGUCGCAUAACCUGAACCCUAACGUGUUACACAACUUGAGUUCAGGUUGUGCGCCAUCUUGGAGCGCAUGUCACCUCAAUCAUGAUGUGACAUUUUCUAUGCAACACCAGCUUUGAUAAAUAUUAUAUGGGAGGAUUCAAAUGUCCAAAUUUGUGCAUUAUUUUGAUUCAAGAUAGUGGAUGAAAAAAUGCUGAAACACCCACUUUGGCUGUUUUCUGAUUUUCUGUCUAAUUUUCUAAUCUGCAAAAAUGAACUGAAUCGAAUAAUUAUUGGUAAUUAUAUGUAACAGAGAUGGCGAACCACUAACCCGCGUGACCCACUGUCCUAUUUUGGUGACCCACCAAGUCACGAAUCAAUGCGAAGAACAAACCAAUAUUUUAGGUAUAAAAAUGAUAGAACCGACCUUAAUCAAUCUAAAAAUAAGCUGUUUCAGGGUUUAAGUGUACAUAUGCAAUGCUGAAAACUGCACAACAUGAUCCCAGGAUUAUAAAAACGAUAAGAUGCAGCAAGUUUCUCAUUGAUGAAGAAUUUUGUUAAACCUAUAACCAUAUUCUUAUAUUUCAUGACAACGCUUAUUGUUUUGCGUAUAAUGCCAAAGUUUGAUCUUGAAUAACAGACAGCUCUGCUAACGUUACUAUUAUAACACAGAUAAAUGUGAUGCCGGGCCGAAACGUAACAGUUGUAACUUUACAGUUUUAAUUACGAUCGAGUUGUUAUUGGCAAAUUUCUUUCUAUACCAUUCGGAAUAGAAUUAAUUCCGUUUAAAGGAUUUGAAAUGGUAACCCAUUAGAUAAUUUUUUGACAAUACUAGUGGUAAAAUACAUGCAAGCAAAAGAAAAUUAGAUGCUGGAGUCGAUAACUUAAUUAUUGUGUGACAGAAACUGGAUCAAAACACGAUUAGCCUACUGAUGAGGGAGUACUUCUGUCUGCCAGUAGUGUAUUAAAAUAGUAGUACUGUAGCCUAUUAUUUGUUACUACCACUAAUCAAAGCCGGAAAAGCUACCACACAUCAGCAUUUGGUCAGAUUGUACCUACCGUAAUUCAGUAAUUAGAUAUAAAAUCAGUGUUCUCUUUCGUGCAUAGCCCCUGUCAAGCGUUAAAUUGCUGAAUUGAGUGCUUUUUUAUAUGUAUCGCUACAAUACCGGUAAACAUUUCUUAACAGCGUAUUGCUGGCAUACCGUAUUGAAUUGGUCAUUAUUACUGCAAUAGCUUAGAUGUUUCAAAAGUAUAACAGCCCGGAAGUUCCUAUACCAGUAUACAUUCUGGUAUCUUCUGUUUGAUUAUUUCUGGCCCAAGCCUCGUUUUAACUAGGUUUGUGUCUUUUGUAAUUUAUUUUUGUCUGUGUGUUGGUGGGCGGGCACAUGAUAUUUCAUUAUUUCUCAUGUUUUAAACUUUUUUAAAGGUUUUGCUUGCCCUCCAGAAUUCUCCAUUUUAAAUUUGUGUAUAUUAUGGAGUAUUUGAAUAAACUAUCUAGCUACAAAUAAACAAUAUCCAUUUUUUAUGUCCUUUUCGUCGUGAAUGUCUAGAUAUAGAAUAAAUUAAUACUGCAGUACUGUAAAAGAACCUCACAGCUUCAUGUCAAACAUAUUUUGUGAAUUGCCGAAUGAAAUAUGGAUCAAGAUACUGCGAGAUGUUUCUCUCGAGGAUCGAAUGAAAAAUAUUCAGUUUGUAAACAAACAGUUUCAUUCUUUUUGCUCUGAUCGAAUGUUGACAUUCUCAUUAAACUUUGAAAAUUGUAUCUUUAUGUCCGACCGAUUAUGCUUACAAAUCUUGAGAAAUGCGAAGCCAUGGCUUCGAAAAUUAUCCUUUCAUAAUUGUCAUUGGUUUCCAUCAUCAAUGUUUGGAAAGUUUUCAAAUUUACUAGCUCUUCGAUCGUUGGAUUUGAGAGGAUGCAUUCUAACUCCCAUUCAGUUGAAAUCUGUUUUGUGCAAAACGCCAAAUGUAAAGAGCUUGGUAAUAUCCUCUUAUGUCGAAGAUAUACGGGAGCUAUAUAGGUUGAACGUUCAAAAAUUAAAUAUAAAGUUAGACACCCUGCAUAUUGAUGUAUGUGGUGAAGCAAACAUAAUUAUUUAUGUAUCAAUACUUUUUGAAUUGUUCGCAUUAAAAGAUGCAAGUUCUGUUUCAUUUGAUAUACCUGAAAAACAGAGAAAUUUUAUCAUGGAUUAUCAUCUUUCACCGUAUGCAACAACAGGGCUAAUGUAUUCUUAUGUGAUUGAUUUUGUAAAUUAUAAUAACAUUGGAAGCAUUUGUCGAAUGCUUUCCGAUGCCAAUCUUCACUAUGAUGAAAAUGGGUUUGCUGCUAACAACGGACUGAUAAAACUAGAAAAUUUAAAGAAUUUAAUACUUCCAACUGUGCGGGGUAUUCCAUAUGACACUGAUCGACCUUGUCGUAAAGCAAAUACACCUUCAGUUUUGCCUAACCUUGAAUACCUGAAUGUAGAUUUUAAAAUUUGUACUCUGUGUAAGAAUUGUUAUGGUUUCGAUACUUAAAUAUUGGAUUUAAAGAUCUUGAAGAUGAUAUAGGUUCAGUUUUUACUAUUUCUGACAUGUUUUGGUGUAAUUUUUCGAGGUUCCAAAAUGUUGAAGAACUCAAUUUAAAAGGACUAUUAGUACAUUUUAAUCUACUUGCCACGUCUGUCAAAAGCAUGCCCAAAUUGAAUGCAUUAUCAAUUACUUUGCCAAAUAUGACAGAAGAUCAAAUUUCUGGGACCACGAGCAAAGAAAUUGACAAGUCAUGUAGUACCAGAGGUAUGAGAAUUUCAAGAACUCGUCCAGAAGUUAAAAUCACCACUGAUUUUGCUCUAACACUCCAAACCUGUUCAAAUCUCAGAAAAUUGGAGCUGAUGGGACAUUUGAAUACUGUUUAUGAUAUCGCAACCUUAAAAUGCAUUGGUGAACUACAAAAUCUUCAAGUUCUAUCUCUAAUGAAUAUACACUUGAACAAUGUACACAAAAUUUCCACAAUUUUCAUGAAUUAUAAAUUGGUUUCAUUAACAUUGUGUCAUGUAGGAGAAGGAUCGCUAUGUGAAUAUCCAAGGAUUUUGGGAAAUGUAUUGAAGAAUUUACCGAAUUUGAAUGAAUUGCGCUUAAACCAUGACUUGUUAUUGAUCACCAAACGUUUGCUAGAUUCAAUUUGCACUUGUCAGCAUCUUGA